AUGGAUAAAGGAACUUUUCGUGGUUGCCUACUAUGCUACCUCCAUGGUGAUGGCUCAAACGUACAGGAUGUGCAAUGUAUGGGGGUGAGCCACUCUCUCAAACGGCUCAGUCAUUUAUGCGUGAGAUGUUAUAUGGUGCAAACCGUAACCUUCCCAAGGCAAGAACGUGUUGCUCAAGUCCCUAAUGAUUAUUGGAGCCACGCUUGGGAAUUAUUGCGACAUCGGUUCCGGGCCUGUUUCCUGGUGUCUACACACAUGAUAAACACGGGUUUUGAAAAGAAUAACACGCGACGGACGAAUCCCCUCCUAUCUGAUCCAGAUAUGAUUUAUUUUCAUGUGAUGAUGAAUACCACCACAAACAGCAAAGUUAUUAGAACUGUUCAAGAAAACGUACCGGUGGUGAGCUAUGAAGAUGUUAAGCCUUAUAUCGAUCGUGUUGCAAAUGGAGAACCCUCUGAUAUCAUUUCAGGCGAACCCAUUACUGCAUUUUUCCGAAGCUCUGGAACUUCAAGUGGGAAACAAAAGAUAUUUCCUGCGAGCAAGAUCUUCUUUGAGAAUAUUCAAAUCAUCUAUACCCUAGGCUCUCUCGUUAUGUCCAAGUAUUUCGACGGUUUUAAGCAAGGAAAGGUGAUUAUGUUUACGUUCAUUCGCCCGAUGUCCACAACUCCUUGUGGUUUGCCUCUUGCUCCUGCGCUAACAAGCUUCACAAAGAGUGAAUAUUAUAGGAGCCUGGCAACAAAUAGUACAAGCCCCCUCCAGAUCAUACUGUGUCCGGACACCAAACAGAGUAUGUACUGUCAACUUCUCUGUGGCCUUGUCCAGAGAGAAGAGGUUGUAAGGGUUGGUGCUACGUUCGGUUCUGUCUUGGUACAAGUUAUCUAUUUUCUUGAAAAUUACUGGAAAGAGUUGGCUAGUAACAUCAGAUCUGGUCAUGUCAGCGAGUGGAUCACUGACCUUAGUUGUAGAGACUCUGUCUCUACCAUCCUUGUUGAGCCAAAUCCAGAAUUGGCAGCUCUAAUCGAAAAUGAGUGCGGACAAAAAUCUUGGCAAGGUAUAGUUUCACGACUUUGGCCUAAAGCCAAAUGCAUUGAUGCUAUUGUUACAGGAACUAUGGCUCAAUACAUCCCGGUAUUGGAGUUCUACUGUAAUAGUGAACUGCCUCUAGUCUCUAAACUUUAUGCAUCUUCUGAAGCACCAUUCGGGUUAAACUUGGAACCUCUAAGCAAACCACAACAUGUGUCCUACACAUUUCUACCAAGCAUGUCAUACUUCGAGUUCAUAGAUGUCGAUGGAGGAACCGAGGGGGAGAUUGUUGAUCUUGUGAAUGUGAAGUUGGGUCACUACUAUGAGCCCUUGGUCACAAACUUUUCAGGGUUACACAGAUGUAGAGUGGGGGAUGUUUUACAGGUCACUGGUUUUUACAAUAUGGCACCUCAGUUCAGAUUCGUACGUAGAAAAACUACGGUUUUAAGCGUCUAUGUAGAGUCAACGACUGAAGAAGAUCUUUUAAAGGCGUUGGCAUCUGCGACUGUCAUUCUUGAAUCUUCGGAUUUAAUGUCAACUGGUUUCACAUGCUAUGCUGAUAUAUCCACUGUACCUGGUCACUACGUCUUUUACUUGGAACUCAAAUCAAAAGUCAACUAUAAUGGCACUGAUGUUCUACCUCUUGAUAACAAGGUAUUGGUGGAAUGUUGUUGCGUUAUGGAGGAAUCAAUGAAUGGUGCUUAUAGGCUCUUGAGAAGCAAAGAUGAACAUAUUGGAGCUCUAGAAAUCAGAGUGGUGCAACAAGGAACGUUUGAUUCUCUCAUGGCGUUUUUUGUUUCUCGAGGUUCUUCUGUAGCUCAGUACAAGACACCUAUGUGUAUAAACUCUGCUGAGUCUUUAAAGGUUCUUGAAGACAAGGUUCUUGCACGGUUCUUCAGCGACAAACCCCCUCCUAUCUGA
Messenger RNA from Eruca vesicaria subsp. sativa (arugula), 1944 nucleotides. The record is from the annotation of a GenBank genome assembly. Lineage: Eukaryota; Viridiplantae; Streptophyta; Magnoliopsida; Brassicales; Brassicaceae.